AUGGCAGCUGCUCAACCCAACACGCGCGUGAUCGUGUACGGCUAUGGCGCGUCGCCGUUCUGGCAAAAGAUUACUUUUUUGCUGGACCACUACGGCGUGGAGUGGACGCAGGUGGACGUGCCUCCGGUCAUGCCUCGUCCCAUGCUGAGCAAGCUUCUGGGCAUCACCUACCGUCGUAUUCCCGUGGUUUUCAUCGACGGCCAUGCCUACAUCGACACCACCGCUGCCUCGCUCGCGCUGGAGCGUACGUUUGGCAACGGCAACCGAUCUCUGCUUCGCCAGUUCCCGGCGCUGCAGCUGCAGCUCGCAGUGCACUGGGCCGAGAGCGCGCUCUUCCGACUGGGCGCGGGGCACCUGUACAAUGCGCCGCUGAACGAGGUGUUUGUCAAGGACCGACAAUCGUUCAUGCCCGGAGCGAGCUUUGAGGGCGAGGCGAUGAAGAAGCGCAUCCCCUUUAUUCGAUCGCAGCUCGUGGCGAGCUUGGAGGCGAUCGAGUCGCAGCUGGGUGAGGGCCGCGGCAAGUUCUUGCUCGGGGACGAGCCGCAGUACCUCGACUUUUGCGUGUUCACGCCGCUCAACUGGGUGCAGACGCAGCUGCGCACGGGCGAGGAUCUGCUGCCCACCGUCUCGGCCAAGAACCCGCAGCAGGACUGGACCAAGUUCCGAUUCCCCAAGACGCUCGCGUGGCUCGCAGAGGUGCGUGCCUACGUCGCCAAGAAUACGGUGAAGCCCGGCAAGCUCUCGGCCGACGACGCCGCCAAGGCGGUGCUGCAGCAGGCAGAGGCAAGCUCCGCCAAGGACGAGAGCGCACUCAAGGUGAGCAGCGACGACCCGCUCGCCAAGGCCGGAUGGAUCAGCGGCAACAAGGGCCAGAAGGUCAGCGUGACGCCCGUGGAUACCGGCAGGGUUCCCCAGCUCGGCUCGCUCGUCGGGCUCGACAAUGCCAGCGUGACCAUCAAGAUCGAGGCGCAGCAGGGCAAGCACAUCCUCGCCACCUUCCCGCGCGUCAACUUUGACAUUCGCGCCGCCGAUGCCGCCAAGCUCUAA
Messenger RNA from Moesziomyces antarcticus, 1047 nucleotides. RefSeq names its product glutathione s-transferase. The record is from RefSeq and is a predicted model, not a curated record. Lineage: Eukaryota; Fungi; Basidiomycota; Ustilaginomycetes; Ustilaginales; Ustilaginaceae. The transcript has a single exon. The coding region runs from base 1 to 1047 and encodes 348 amino acids.